AUGCUACCCGCAAUUCUGUCCAUCGCCCUCAGCCCGGACUGCGGUACGGCCUCGGCCCUCGUAUAUUGCGCGAUGCCGCACACCUUCUUCCCGAAAACGGUAUCCUCGGUUUCGCCGCCGAGUAUCCUGUUUUUCAAGAUGAAAGUGAUGACCAUCAGACCCCUCACCAUGUCUUUCCCCCUCACCGUCGAACGCGAAGGGUUCAACGUUUACUGGGUGACAAUCACGAGCGAGCGACUGGAAGUGUGCGUCCUGCACACAUGUGGCCCCGCCUGGAUCCAUAUCGAAGGCGAAGUCAUCUCCCGCUUUGUAUGCAGGGGAGGCUCGGGGGUUUUCGUGCCGUUCGAUGCCGUCAUGAUGGUGGAGAGCCGGCCUGUCCGCGUUGUCCUCAUCACGGAGGGCGUGACCAUGAUCCGGGUCCAGUCGCCUCGUGGAGCGAUGAUGAUCAUUUUCGAUCGUCUAGAUGCCGAAGCCGCCUCGCAGGGGCAGGAGGCCCAGGAUGAGGAGGAAGAGGAAGAGGAAGACGAGUAUGUCCCGCCGAGUCCUUGA
Molecule: messenger RNA, 549 nt
Organism: Sordaria macrospora k-hell
Lineage: Eukaryota; Fungi; Ascomycota; Sordariomycetes; Sordariales; Sordariaceae
Source: RefSeq, a predicted model, not a curated record